GCUCCUCGCGCACUCACACAAACACUUCUCUCUGUCUCUCCAUCGGUUGUUCUGUCUCACACUGACCGGUUAAAGAUGUUCUGCAGACGGCUGCUGCAGAGAGUCACACCGCUGACACGGAGGUCUCUCAAUCCAACAUGUAGAGAUGGUGAGUCAGUUUCAGUGCGACACAUGGCCUUUGGGAUCCCAGGUGGCUCCACCAGCAUGACAUACUUUCUUCUGUGUGGAGGAGGACUCACUGCUGCAGUCGUCUAUGCUUACAAGACAGUGAGUGGUGACAGUAAAAGUUAUGAGAACACACCGGCCGACAUGGACUUGGCAACAAAGGUGUCCUUAGUUGUUGCAGAGUCUGUUCCUCCUCCUGCAGAGGAAACAGCUGAGCCUGUCGCUGAAGCCGUGUCCGAGGACGCUGCAGAUGUGGUUGUUUUGGAGGCUCCAACAGUCGCAGAAGAAGCACCUGCAGAGAAAGAGGCUGAGCCGGAAGCUGCUUCUGUCGGUGCAGAAGUUAUUGCCAUAGUGGAGGCUCCAGCAGUGGCAGAAGAAGCACCUGCAGAGAAAGGGGCUGAGCCUGAAGCUGCUUCUGUCGGUGCAGAAGUUACAGCCAUAGUGGAGGCUCCAGCAGUGGCAGAAGAAGCACCUGCAGAGAAAGGGGCUGAGCCUGAAGCUGCAUCUGUCGCUGCAGAAGUUAUUGCCUUAGUGGAGACACCAGCAGAGGAUGCAGAGGAUGCAGCAGUAGCAGUAGAGGACACAGCAGCAGACAUCACUGGUACGGCUACACUGGAAGAAAUCUCUCCUGUUCCCUCAACUGAGGUUGAGGUUGCUCCUGCUUCAGAAGUGGCUGCAUAAAUCUCAUGAGCCUGAAUAAAGGGAUUAGGUCAGCUGUGCUCCUAGAAACAAAAGGACUAUUUUUAAAAACCUGAGUACAUGCAAAAAAUUAUCAGUUCAAUUUUCGGGUGCCUUUUCUUCCUUUUACCUCACCUCAACCUUUUUGAGCUUAAACCACACACAUUUAGGAUUAGGGUAUCAAAGUGGAUUCUGUUUAAAAUAUUCUAUCUGAGGAAAUUUGGUAUUUAGGGAUUGAACAGAGUGGACAAUUAAUGUUCUCUGUGAAAUAAUAUUUAAAGUUGCCUUAAAAACAGGACAUGGUCCAGUUCUGUCAUUGUGCUCUGCUCGGCAAAUACUUUAAUUCUCAGCAUUCAGUGUUUACCCUGAAUGUUGUCUUAGAUUAUGAUUAUAAUAUAUAGUGGUUGUUUCAUUCAGAUUAAAUUAAAGUCUGUUCAGUGUUUAGUUUCGGGCUGCAGGUGUGUUUCACUCUCACAUUGAGAAAAAAGUUAAAACGGAAUCAUUUUCCUCAUUGUUUUUGUCACAAUCUGACUUUUAGUCAAAUCCUUAUAUUUUCAGUUGUUCAGUUAUCACACCUUUUCCAUAAAAAUGCCAUUUUUAGUAUGUAAGUAUUUCGCAGACAUCCUUGCUCUGUCAGGUGUCUUUCAUUGUGAAACUGAUCUUUCAGGGAUAAUCACAGAAAAACUAUCUAUUCACCUCUCUCCGAGCACUGAAAGAUACACAAAUGUAUGUUGAUUGAUAAGUAAGUUGUGUUUCAAUAAAGUUACUUGUUGAUGGUUGGA
This is a messenger RNA of Solea solea (common sole), 1625 nucleotides long. RefSeq names its product cytochrome c1-like. NCBI's taxonomy places the organism in Eukaryota, Metazoa, Chordata, Actinopteri, Pleuronectiformes, Soleidae. The coding region runs from base 76 to 846 and encodes 256 amino acids. Gene Ontology annotation, cellular component: mitochondrion. Gene Ontology annotation, biological process: anterograde axonal transport. The transcript has 4 exons. The record is from RefSeq and is a predicted model, not a curated record.